Phodopus roborovskii (desert hamster) is the source of this 3233-nucleotide messenger RNA. It is a transcript of the gene Ppard, whose product is annotated as peroxisome proliferator activated receptor delta. The transcript is spliced from 8 exons. Lineage: Eukaryota; Metazoa; Chordata; Mammalia; Rodentia; Cricetidae. Gene Ontology annotation, molecular function: RNA polymerase II cis-regulatory region sequence-specific DNA binding; zinc ion binding; nuclear receptor activity. Gene Ontology annotation, biological process: regulation of lipid metabolic process; positive regulation of transcription by RNA polymerase II; cell differentiation. The record is from RefSeq and is a predicted model, not a curated record. Gene Ontology annotation, cellular component: nucleus. The coding region runs from base 298 to 1620 and encodes 440 amino acids.
CGGGGCUCGGAGCGUGUGACGCCACGGCCGCGGCGGAGCCGGGGAUUAAUGGGAAAAGUUUUGGCAGGAGCUGGGGGAUUUUGCGGAGCCUGCGGGACGGCUGCGGCCGCGGUGCGGGAGACGGCCGGGACAGUGCUGCGCAGUGGUGUGGGUAUGCACGUGACACUCACUCAGUGGCUCCUGCUCACCGACAGAUGAAGAUGAACACACAGUAAAGGAGAUCCAUCUGUGCUCAGACCCAGAUGGUGCCAGAGCUAUGACCAGGCCUGCAGGCGCCACGCCGAGUGGGGGACAGCCAUGGAGCGGCCACAGGAGGAGGCCCCUGAGGCCAGGGAAGAGGAGAAAGAGGAAGUGGCCACGACUGAAGGAUCCCCAGAGCUCAACGGGGGACCAGAGCACUCGCUUCCUUCCAGCAGCUGCACAGACCUCUCCCAGAAUUCCUCUCCUUCCUCCCUGCUGGACCAGCUGCAGAUAGGCUGUGAUGGGGCCUCAGGUGGCAGCCUCAACAUGGAGUGCCGUGUGUGCGGGGACAAGGCCUCAGGCUUCCACUACGGGGUCCAUGCCUGCGAGGGGUGCAAGGGUUUCUUCCGCCGGACAAUCCGCAUGAAGCUUGAGUAUGAGAAGUGUGAUCGGAGCUGCAAGAUCCAGAAGAAGAACCGUAACAAGUGCCAGUACUGUCGCUUUCAGAAGUGCCUGGCGCUCGGCAUGUCCCACAACGCCAUCCGCUUCGGAAGGAUGCCAGAAGCCGAGAAGAGAAAGCUGGUGGCAGGGCUGACGGCCAGUGAGGGGUGCCAGCACAACCCGCAGCUGGCCGACCUAAAGGCCUUCUCCAAGCACAUCUACAAUGCCUACCUGAAAAACUUCAAUAUGACCAAAAAGAAGGCCCGUAGUAUCCUCACCGGCAAGUCCAGCCACAACGCACCCUUUGUCAUCCAUGACAUCGAGACGCUGUGGCAGGCAGAGAAGGGCCUGGUGUGGAAACAGCUGGUGAACGGGCUGCCGCCCUACAAGGAGAUCAGUGUGCACGUCUUCUAUCGCUGCCAAUGCACCACGGUGGAGACUGUACGGGAGCUCACUGAGUUCGCCAAGAGCAUCCCCAACUUCAGCAGCCUCUUCCUCAACGACCAGGUGACCCUCCUCAAGUACGGCGUGCACGAGGCCAUCUUUGCCAUGCUGGCCUCCAUCGUCAACAAAGACGGGCUGCUGGUGGCCAAUGGCAGUGGCUUCGUCACCCAUGAGUUCUUGCGCAGCCUCCGCAAGCCCUUCAGUGACAUCAUUGAGCCCAAGUUUGAGUUUGCUGUCAAAUUCAAUGCACUAGAACUCGACGACAGUGACCUGGCACUUUUCAUCGCGGCCAUCAUUCUGUGUGGAGACCGUCCAGGCCUCAUGAGCGUACCACAGGUGGAGGCCAUCCAGGACACCAUUCUGCGGGCUCUGGAGGUCCACCUGCAAGUCAACCACCCUGACAGCCCGUACCUCUUCCCCAAGCUGCUGCAGAAGAUGGCCGACCUGCGACAGCUGGUCACUGAGCAUGCUCAGAUGAUGCAGUGGCUGAAGAAGACUGAGAGUGAGACCUUGCUGCAUCCCCUGCUCCAGGAAAUCUACAAGGACAUGUACUGAGGCCUCGGCCCAGGCCUCCCUACAGGCUCCCAGCCAUGGGACUGACUGUUGUGAGGACCAGCCUGCCCACAAGCACUGGGCACAGCCCGAGCAGCUGGAGCCCAUUCACAACACUCCAGACACAAGGCCCAGACUCCCACCCUCCCUGCCUUCUGCCCACUUCUCCCCAGCGCUUCCUGUUGUUGCUGUUUCCCGCCCUGCUCUUCCACCUUGUCAUCUGCAGCAUCCUCUUCCUCCCAGCCUAUCCCCAUGUCUGCCUGAUUCAUGUGAGUGAGGCUGUUGGUAUGCUUACCAUCAGCCCAGAAUAAGGCCUCUACCUUUGCCUAUCUUCCCGGGAGCAGUGGGGCCUACCCUGGCCUGGUCCUGCACGCACCUGGCCCUGCCUCACCUCCAUCUCCCUCUUCAAAUACUUGAGACAUCCAAAGAAACACUAAGCUCUGGGCCCAGCUUUCCAAGAAGCUUGGCCUGGACUGACUGCUGUUCCAGCCUGUGGUCACCAUCACAGGGUUCCUCCUGCAGAGGAGAGUGGGCAAGGAGCCUGGGCUGAGAGCCAGAUUUCUCUCCCAGACUGUCUCCUCAACCCAAGGCACCCCACUCCAACUCUGACACCCUCCAUUCUUCCUGCCCUCGUGGGUUCCCACACCCCCUUUGAAGAGGGGGAGGAGGGUAGAAGUUGGCCAGAAGGAACAGCACACUAAGUUCUGAUGCCAGGACUGGGGUUUGGGUCCCAGGGUUAGAGAGCAGACAGCACGCGGGGCAGGCUCUCCAUCGGUACCCACUGGCCCCCACCCUGUAGCAGCAUUCAGACUGGCAGAGCCCAGUGGGGGGGGGAAGGGGGAAUCCGACUGUAGCUGCUUUUUCCUCUACCCUGCAGGCACUGGCACAUCUGCUUCCCGCAACUGCCUGGGUGUAACCAUGGCAGUGGCUCACCUCUUGGUCACCACAGGGCCCCUCCCCAAGGUGGCUGGGGGAUAGCUCUUCCUAGGGUUGGUGAUGUGUGAGUAGGCAGGGGUGUGUCCUGCCUGCGCUUCUCUGCCCAGUCCCCUCUCACAUUCACACAUCUCAGCGGCUCCAUGGCCUUCUCUUCUUUUGCCUGGCUGGUCACCAGCUCUCAGCUGCUGCUUAGAGUGGCACAGAGCUUGCUGGGUGCUCCCUCACCCAGCCAUGCUCUCAGAGAAAAACACUGGAAGCUUGGGCCUCAAGCCCUUAUGUCCUGGAUCCCAUCUGCUUUUUGUCCCCAGGGCCUUAACUGUCAGACCACAGCUCUGGAGGGAAGUGGCUUGGAGAGGGGACAGCCCUGUGAGUGCUCCUGCCAAUGCAGUGACCUUCUGUUGCCAGAUCAUCCCUGCUACAAGCUCCCUGCCCCCACCUCCUCUGAUCAGGUCUUGGGGUGUUCCCUGUGGGGCCCAGGCUGUGAAUGGGGCGAUAUUCCCUGACCCACCCUGUCCCUGCGCCCGCCUAGGUCUGGAGCAGAGGGUACAGCUCCUCUCAGGGUCUGAAGUCUCCAAAACUGAAACAUAUAUUUUUGCUAGGAGCCCAGCUUCCUGUGUUUUUAAUAUAAAUAGUGUAUACAGACUGACAGAACUUUAAAUAAAUGGGAAUUAAGUAUUUAA